AUGUCUCAUUCUAUGGUUGGGUUUGCGGAUCUACCAAUUUCCAAAAACUUAUCCAAGAACCCAUAUCGUCAACAACCAGUCUCAUCUGAUUACCUCAGAUCCAGAUCAACUUCUCAAGAUGUCGAGUUUCCUUCUUCUUCCAAUAAACCAACGCCAGUCAGAGCAGUCUUUGAUGAUCUGCAUACUGCCCACUCCUCAAUUACGUCAGGAAAUAAAAGAACCUUAAGUGGGCGGCGUGCAAUUUCACACAAUCUCUUCGAACCACCCGAAAGAUCCGAUUCAGUACCACUCCAGAAGAUAGAGAGAAAGCGCGGUACCAAUGUCGAGUCGUUUCUUCAAAACAUACCACUUCCUCCACCUCCUGCUGCCCUGUUCGGAGGCCGUUAUGGGUCUGAUGUUGAAAAUUCCACACCGGUUCCUCGCUCAAGAUCACAACGCCUUCCAUUAACGGUCAAGGUCGAACCUGGCUCUUUGCUUGGCAACAUGAAAACCGCACUCACAACUAUAUCAUCACCCAUUACACAAGAUUUAAUAGAUGAAGAAAAUAAUGCUCCGGAUCGGCCACCAGAAAAUCUCAACAUUGCAAAGGGCACUUUUGGGAAGAAAGCAUCAGGUUACAUGGCGCUUGUCAAAGAAAAUGAUGAAAAGGAUCCAUCUACCCCAGAAGCUCGACAAUCAGGUCAUGGUGGAAAUGUUAGAGGCAAAUCAAGCAUUCAAUUUCAAGGUCAUGACUUUCCUAUUCCUCAUUUUCCUCUUGGUGAAGCACUAUCGGGCUCGUCAAGUAGUGAUGAAGGAGGGAGUUGGAGACACAGCUAUGAUUUCCGUCGAGCUACUAGCACUGUUGGCAACAUCUAUAAGCAUUAUCUUCACUCCAGCGGAGGAGGGGCUGACACCGAUAGCGAAGAAGAGAUGAAUGAGAAAAGCCCUCUACGAGGAGAAAUUGCCACUCAAGAUUCAGAUCAUCAACACUACAUUCGCGAAUUUGACCUAAAUAUGAGACUGGACUCUGAAGAAAUGUUGCCCACCGCUCUUAAUAUACACAAACAACGCAAAGUCGUUAGGGUAGCCGAAGAGCCUAAUAAUCAGCCACCAACUCGUACUUUGCCCGAAAUACCAAUCCUUGACGUGCCAAUAAUUGCUCCAAAUACAUCUCUAGGAAGCGGUCAACCUUCCUACGGCGAUACACACAAACUCACUCAAACAACUAAAGGGGUAUCUCGAAAGGUUUUGCAGCAGAGAACCAACGACAUGGAUUCCGAUGUAGAUGACUCUGAGGCAGAAGUCUCCGCGCAACUACAUGUACCCUCGUUUCCCUUCACAACACCAAAAAUUCAAGCCACCCCAAAAGUCAUAAUCUCUCCAGCAGAUGACCCUUCGGUAUAUGGAGAUGAUCCUCAUUGGACGGACCCGGUUAUGAUGCGACAGCCAUUGGAGAGAGAAGUCAGCAAAGCCCUCCGUCGUGCUAGUGGCUAUAGUGUCUAUAGUAUGGAAAGUGCAUCAACUUCAUUGACUCGCCGGAAUGAGCAUCCUCGACCUCAGAGGUCUGGAUUGAAUUUCUCAAGGAAAAUCAACGUCGAGGAUACACCCCCAUCUGACUCCGGAAGCCUUAGCACUGAGCAAAGAGACUUCAUAGCACAGGCGCAAGCCUUUUAUGAUCGUGGAGCAAUUGCACCAAAUUGGGUUACUGCUAAUCAUCAGAAUGUUGUUCGCAUCCCGAUUAGUCACAGUGUUAACCUUCCAGAUUCUCCUCCAGAUUCUCCUAACGAUCGACCUCAUGAAUCGUCCGAAAAACAUACCACACCUACUGAGGCCGAGGAUUGGGAAACUGUGGCAGACAGUGCUACAGGACCUUUUGGUCGUUCCAAACCAAACGAACCAAUGAUGAUGGGAGGUCUUGUAAAUAGAGCUGGAAGCAGCAUUGCAGAUAACUCAGAUGAUGGCACAGAUAGUACGGAGCCACUACAUAUUGAUGAGUAUGGAUCUUCGGACCGUAUUGCGCAUCACCCAGGCAAUAUUGAAUACUAUGGAGAUUAUCGCCAGAGAGAUCUAAAAAGACUCACAUUCCUAGAACAUAAGGUCAAUGGAUAUCUUGCAGAUUCAAAUAGGACACGACCACCUCCGAAUUAUUACAACUACAAUCCGCAACCUCUUCUCAAAACUCAUACCAAUCCAUUCAAAUCUCCUCCACCGAAGAUGAAACCACCUCGUGGUCAAAACAUCAAUUUGAUUCCGCCAUCCCUACACACAAGCGAGGAAAGUGCAGACUUUACAAAUUCAAAUCAAGGCCAGCAAGUUCCUUCCGGAAAUAAAGGUCAUGUAGAUGAUCGCUUGAGAUUCGACUGGACAGGUGAACUGGAGCCAGGAAUCGCUUUGGGUGGUUCUAGUGAUAAUCUAUCACCGUUGAAUAAAAAGCGAUCCAGUUCGUGGCAAUAUGUUCUGGCCCUUGGUGAGAAGAUUGCUAGUCCAAAGAGAGAACUAUUCGCGACAACGUCAACUACCAGCAGCAAACAUAAGGAAAUCAACAUCGAACUGAAGGCUACCGGUGCUUCAAAGCCUCAAGGUCAAAAGCCUUUCAUUAAAGGUCCUCCAGGUGCCUUCUAUAGGGAUUUACAUUUGAACUCGAAGCAUGAACCAAGGCGUGCUAGUUUGAUUCAGGCAAAAAGACCUGCUAAACUUCCUGCUCAGAACAAUAAAACAAAGGAGUACCCUACAAACACCCUUCGGCCUUUCGCACUGCUGGCAUCUACUACUAAUACACCUUCAAGCAUCGAAGAUCGUCUGAUUGUUAAGCAACCUUCAACACCUGCUCGCAACAAUAAGAACCGGGGUGCUGAAAGUGAUAAUCCGAAUGACUUCAUUUAUCGAUCACCUCUUGCUCCACCCAAGCGUCCAAGCUGGCAAGAUUUGUACAGUCCCCGUCAAUUGCAGGAAAUUCAAAAUGCUGCAAUUUCAGACGGUUUCUUUGAAUCCCAACCGGUACUUGGUAAUAACCCUCGUGAUUCGAAAGGAAAUACAUGGAAGCAUCUAUUUGAAAACCCCAAGUUAUCUCCUUGGUCUCAAAACCCUGCUCAUAUCAUUAUUGAAGCUAGUCGGAAGAGAAGCAUCUCAAUCAUGGUCUUGGCUUUGUGUAAUUUAUUUCCUCCAAUUCUAUUAUUGUAUGCAACUGGUAGAAUGGAUGGAGUCAUUGUGUGGUGGACAAAUGGGGAUUUUUCAUCUUUUGCAUUAAAACAAAAGCGAUACGCAUGGUUAUUAUUGGCUUGUUGGAUGUGUCUUAUUGCUAUUGGUCUUGUCGCAUUUUUGAUUAUUUUCUUUACAAAAUUGCGUUAG
This is a messenger RNA of Botrytis sinoallii, 3327 nucleotides long. RefSeq lists its product as uncharacterized. The record is from RefSeq and is a predicted model, not a curated record. The transcript is spliced from 3 exons. NCBI's taxonomy places the organism in Eukaryota, Fungi, Ascomycota, Leotiomycetes, Helotiales, Sclerotiniaceae. Bases 1 to 3327 code for a protein of 1108 amino acids.